AUGACAACGGUGGUGCUUUUCUUUUACACUAGAAUUAAAAAUACAAUAAGAUGCGACUUAUUUGAUUUAAUACCGGAAAUUAUCGAAAAUAUAAUACAAGGUCUUCCAGGAGUUGCUGAAGUAUCCGCUAUCGCUAAGCUAAGCUUUGAGUAUGGUGAAAUCCCAAUGGCUUUUGUUACGAAAGAACCUGGGAUGAAAGUAUCAAAAGAAAAAAUUAUCGAAGCCGUGGAAAAAAAACUUUCAAACGGAGUGAAACUUUUAGGCGGUGUCUGUUUUUUGGAUAAAAUGCCGUUGACACCUUCGAGGAAAAUCGCUAAGAAAGAACUUUGCACCCAUCGCAAAAACAAGUUUUUCGAGAGGUUUAAAGGAAUUGAAAAGAUUAAGUUUUGA
Molecule: messenger RNA, 390 nt
Organism: Cotesia glomerata
Lineage: Eukaryota; Metazoa; Arthropoda; Insecta; Hymenoptera; Braconidae
Product: 4-coumarate--CoA ligase-like 5
Exons: 2
Coding region: 1-390 (129 amino acids)
Source: RefSeq, a predicted model, not a curated record